UGUUUUACAACACCCUGCAAGACAGAUGUACUUGUUGUUUUGUUGUUCUUAAUAAAUUUACAGUUUAAUUAUAAAAAAUCAAAUAAAUUAGUCGAAUAUACACAACAUUCAACAACAACGAUACACAACUGCAACGCUUUGGUUUCAUCUCUUUCCAAAUUCUAAAUCCCAUUGCCUAAGUAGAGUAUUUAAGAAAGAGAAAACAAAAUUUGUAUCUAUUAAAAAAUCAAACUAUCGAAAACGCAAUGUCGGAUCUUUUUACCACUCUCGAUAGCAACAGCGGGCAACACGACACACCAAUGGCAUCGCCCUCACAGCACAGCCCCAUGACAAACAACAACAACAGUAAUUCCUCGUCCACACAGAACGGUGGCGCAACAGCGGCUCAAUCAGCCUCUGCUGCUGGUGUUGGUGGUGGUGGUAGUGGUGGUAGUGGCGGUGGUGCAGGGGCUAGUGGUAAUAAGAGCACAAGCCACAGUGCAGCAACGGGCGCAGAGAAUACACCUAUGUUAACCAAGCCGCGACUCACAGAACUGGUCCGCGAAGUGGACACCACCACGCAGCUGGAUGAGGAUGUUGAGGAACUGUUGCUGCAGAUCAUCGAUGACUUUGUUGAAGAUACCGUGAAAUCGACGAGCGCAUUUGCCAAACAUCGCAAAUCAAAUAAGAUCGAGGUGCGUGAUGUACAGCUGCAUUUCGAGCGGAAAUAUAAUAUGUGGAUACCAGGCUUCGGCACGGAUGAGCUGCGUCCGUAUAAACGUGCUGCAGUCACCGAAGCGCAUAAACAGCGUCUGGCCUUAAUUAGGAAAACUAUUAAGAAAUACUAGAUGUGCAGGACGUACGUUCGCGUGGUAUCUGAUUUUUCAAGAGGAUACUUUUUAUUUUCAUUUCUCAUUUUCAUAAGACAACACUCCACUUUAUUUAUAAGAAGAAAAGUUAGAGCACGGCUAAAAAGUAGUUUACAAAUUAUAUCAGAUUUUUUUAAUAUACACAGAAAACAAUAUUAAAGCGGGCGAAGAAGUUUUUUAUUUGCAAUAUUCUAGGUCUAGAUAGGUAAUGAUGAAGCAAUAAAUAAGCACACUCACACUACCUAAUAAGAACAAAUAAACUUGUCUUAAAUAA
Drosophila mojavensis is the source of this 1122-nucleotide messenger RNA. RefSeq names its product transcription initiation factor TFIID subunit 12 (gene Taf12). Gene Ontology annotation, biological process: DNA-templated transcription initiation; RNA polymerase II preinitiation complex assembly. Gene Ontology annotation, cellular component: SAGA complex; SLIK (SAGA-like) complex; transcription factor TFIID complex. NCBI's taxonomy places the organism in Eukaryota, Metazoa, Arthropoda, Insecta, Diptera, Drosophilidae. The coding region runs from base 246 to 827 and encodes 193 amino acids. The record is from RefSeq and is a predicted model, not a curated record. The transcript has 3 exons. Gene Ontology annotation, molecular function: DNA binding; protein heterodimerization activity; TBP-class protein binding.